Eutrema salsugineum is the source of this 787-nucleotide messenger RNA. RefSeq lists its product as uncharacterized. The transcript is spliced from 3 exons. The coding region runs from base 1 to 768 and encodes 255 amino acids. Gene Ontology annotation, biological process: protein desumoylation. Lineage: Eukaryota; Viridiplantae; Streptophyta; Magnoliopsida; Brassicales; Brassicaceae. Gene Ontology annotation, molecular function: deSUMOylase activity. The record is from RefSeq and is a predicted model, not a curated record. Gene Ontology annotation, cellular component: nucleus.
AUGACCCCUAAAGAAAGCUGGCCUAGAAAGGAGUAUGGGUGGUUGCAUGAUCAGCAUAUCGUAAAAGGAUUAGACAUGUCCGGAAACGUCUAUGCGUAUCCAUCUCCUUACAAAGGGGGAAGAGUUGCUUUCCUUGAUUCUAUCUUUUGUCGAGUUUGGUGUGGAGACUAUCGAAACAAAUUUCUACCAAACGAGAAGAGUUGGCUAUUCAGUGAUGGUUAUUUGGACGUUGCCAACGGUCACUACGACCAUUACUUGCCUACACACAAGAAAUGGGGGACAGAUGUUGAUUUCGUGUAUAUCGCCCACAACGUGAACAACGAACAUUGGGUAGCCGUUGAGGUCGACAUUCCCAAAAAAAAGAUCCGAGUGUUUGAUUGCAUUCCAGAUUUAUACAGAAAAGGCGAGGUGGAGGAGUCUGUGAAGCCCUACGCGAGGAUGAUUCCGCUGUUGUUGAAACAUAUGGCACCACCGGAGCUCAAGAAGGGUAUGAAGGAGGGGCAGUUUCAUAUCUACAUGUAUAAAACAGCGGCACUAAACAGACAGACAGGUGAUUGUGGCGUCUUUACUUUGAAGACCAUCGAGUGUUUGGCUUUGUGCCAUAAAUGGGACCAGCUGAAAGAUAGCAACAUGCCUCUCAUUCGUAUGAAAUACGCAGCUGAGAUUUUUGAUGAGGUACAUGAAGCAGAAGAAUCCCGGAUGUCUGAUCCUAACCCUCGAAGUUUAUUUGAUGACAAGUACGGUUUACAGACAGACUCCGCUAACUGAGAUCUUCGUUUGGUAGACC